CAAUCUGGAGCAGCUCUGAAAGCAAAACACUUUCAUUUACGCACUUAUUGUAGGGGACAAGAGGGAUUAACGGUACAAUGUUCGAGACAUAAUUCUCUUUCCGGAGCACAUUUUAGGAAUAAACGUGACAAGCUUGUCUGCCACAACAAUGCACAUGUCGAUAGUUAACCUCUGCAAGCCUGUACUUCAUGGAUACUUCAGAAGCUCCUGCUCCUGGAGGGUUCGCAUCGCUUUUGCUCUCAAGGGAGUUGAAUAUGAGCAGAUCCCAGUCAAUCUAAUCCAGGAUGGAGGUCAGCAGCACACAGACAAGUACAAAACGUUAAACCCAAUGCGUCAAGUGCCCGCUGUGGAAAUCGACGGCAUCACCCUCACUCAGUCACUGGCAGUGAUCCAGUACGUUGAUGAGACCAGGCCGGGACCUCGUCUUCUUCCAGCUGACCCCAAGAAGCGCGCCCAGGUCCGGGUGAUUAGCGACCUGAUUGCCUCAGGGAUACAGCCUCUGCAGAAUUUAUCCGUGAUCCAGAAAAUUGGAGCUGACAAGGCGCAAUGGUCUCAGCAUUUUAUUGACCGUGGUUUUGAGGCUCUUGAGCCGAUUCUGAAGGAAACAGCAGGAAAGUAUUGCGUUGGUGAUGAGAUCUCCAUGGCGGACAUCUGUCUGGUCCCACAAGUCUACAAUGCAGAGAGGUUUAAAGUGGACAUGGGGAAGUACCCAACAAUCAAGAGGUUGAAUGAGACCCUGCUGGAGCUGGAAGCCUUCAAAGUGAGCCACCCGUCCCGCCAACCAGACACACCUGCUGAUCUGCGCGCCUGAAACCAGCAGCUCAGUGCCAUCCUCUGCAAAGUUUUGAAUAAAAAGCUGCUAAAGCAAGUUGCUUCUGAACGGUUUCUGCUUAAAAAAAAAGUUUACCUUUAUUCAUUAAAU
Salarias fasciatus (jewelled blenny) is the source of this 922-nucleotide messenger RNA. RefSeq names its product glutathione S-transferase zeta 1 (gene gstz1). The coding region runs from base 149 to 811 and encodes 220 amino acids. Gene Ontology annotation, biological process: L-phenylalanine catabolic process; glutathione metabolic process. The transcript is spliced from 9 exons. Gene Ontology annotation, cellular component: mitochondrion; cytoplasm. The record is from RefSeq and is a predicted model, not a curated record. Gene Ontology annotation, molecular function: maleylacetoacetate isomerase activity; glutathione transferase activity. NCBI's taxonomy places the organism in Eukaryota, Metazoa, Chordata, Actinopteri, Blenniiformes, Blenniidae.